AUGUUCAGGCGGCUUUCAAAUGUCUUUGGUGCAGACGCCAAGCCCAUCCCUCAAUCACCGAAGGAAACACAACAGUCUGCUGGUCAAGUCCCGCAAUGGAUUGUGCCAGAUCGGUCUAUCGAUGAAGCUCGCCCGCUGAGGGUAGUCGUCGUUGGCGCUGGAAUCUCUGGGAUCCUUGCGUGUAUUCGGUUCACACAGAGGAUUCCGAACCUUGAGCUUUGCAUAUAUGAGAAGAACGCAGAUAUUGGAGGCACAUGGUUUGAGAAUCGAUAUCCGGGGUGUGCCUGUGAUAUCCCCGCCCAUACCUACCAAGCCACUUUUGAACCAAAUAAGGAAUGGUCCACCUUUUAUGCUAGAGCUCCUGAAAUUCACCAGUACUGGAAACGUGUUGCUGAGAAGUAUGGAUGCACGAAAUAUAUCAAGCUAAAGCAGCAAAUCUCCGAGGCUGAAUGGGACGAGGAGCAUUCGAAAUGGAAUUUGCAGAUCCAAGAUGUGGAUAGCUCAGCCACAUAUACAGAUCGGUGCGAUAUUUUGAUCCAGGCAACGGGUGCAUUAAAUGCCUGGAAAUGGCCUAGUAUUCCUGGCCUUCAUGACUUCAAGGGCAAGUUAAUGCACAGUGCCACUUGGGAUGAGAGCUACGACUACAAGGGUAAACGUGUGGCGGUCGUCGGCAAUGGAUCCAGUGGUAUCCAGAUUGUUCCUGCGCUGCUGCCCGAUGUGCCUCACAUUGACCAUUAUGUGCGGAGUCGCACGUGGCUCGCACCAACAUUUGCCCGAGAAGAAAUUGAUAAGAGAGGAGAGGGCCUGGAAAACUUUUCCUUCACCCCCGAAGAGAUUGCGACGUUUAAGAAGGAUCAUCAGGCGUAUCAAAAAUUCCGCAAAACUGUCGAACUAGAGCUGCAGUCUAUUCAUGGAGCCACACUUACCGGUAAUCCAAUGCAAGUCGGCGCGCACGAGAAGUUCGUGCAAAAUAUGAAGCGACGCCUGGCCAAUAAGCCUGAGCUAGCUGACGACCUCAUCCCCGCUUUCCCGCCGGCGUGUCGGCGUCUUACUCCGGGGCCAGGGUAUUUAGAAGCUUUGACAGAUGACAAGGUUGACAUUGUCACAUCAGAUAUCAUCAAGGUAGACGAGACUGGGAUAAUUACUGCGGAUGGACAGCAUCGACCAAUUGAUAUGCUCGUCUGUGCGACAGGAUUUGACACCUCCUGCACUCCCCGAUUCACAAUCAAAGGCCGCGGAGGUAUUACUCUCUCGGAACGAUGGAAGAAUACACCCGAGAACUACCUGUCGGUUGCAACCGAUGGAUUCCCGAAUUAUUUCAUCUCUCUUGGCCCCAAUGCGGGCUUGGGCGAGGGAAAUCUUCUGGUUCUAAUCGAGAAGGCACUGGACUAUUUCACCAAAUGCGCGCUCAAGAUGCAAAGGGACAAUAUUCGAGCCAUGAGUGUCCGCCGAGAAGCAGUUCAGCGUUUCACCAAGUACUGCGAUCAGUAUUUUUCUGGCACAGUAUUCAGCAGCAAGUGUCGCAGCUGGUAUAAGGGUGGCACAGAAGAUGGUCGGAUCACUGCUCUAUGGCCAGGUUCAUCACUGCAUUCGAUCAAGGCGUUUGCCAACCCUCGAUGGGAAGACUUUGAUUAUGAGUAUGUUGAUAACAACGCUUCCGGUUGGCUUGGAGAUGGCUGGACCGAGAACGAGAAAAACGACGUGAUAAAUGUAGAUUACCUGGACGAUGAGCAGAUUGACUUUCCCCUUCCAAUGGGGGUCCACUCAUAG
Molecule: messenger RNA, 1770 nt
Organism: Penicillium antarcticum
Lineage: Eukaryota; Fungi; Ascomycota; Eurotiomycetes; Eurotiales; Aspergillaceae
Product: flavin-containing monooxygenase
Exons: 7
Coding region: 1-1770 (589 amino acids)
Molecular function (GO): N,N-dimethylaniline monooxygenase activity; flavin adenine dinucleotide binding; NADP binding
Source: RefSeq, a predicted model, not a curated record